Messenger RNA from Elgaria multicarinata webbii, 1414 nucleotides. It is a transcript of the gene DMRTA1, whose product is annotated as DMRT like family A1. The transcript has 2 exons. Gene Ontology annotation, cellular component: nucleus. NCBI's taxonomy places the organism in Eukaryota, Metazoa, Chordata, Lepidosauria, Squamata, Anguidae. Gene Ontology annotation, molecular function: RNA polymerase II cis-regulatory region sequence-specific DNA binding; ubiquitin binding; DNA-binding transcription factor activity, RNA polymerase II-specific. Gene Ontology annotation, biological process: regulation of transcription by RNA polymerase II; sex differentiation. The record is from RefSeq and is a predicted model, not a curated record. Bases 1 to 1410 code for a protein of 469 amino acids.
AUGGCGACGGGUAGCUCGCCUCUUCUGCAACCGCCGGGCUUGGCGGCUUCGCCCAGAGCGCCCCCUUCGCCGGCGCCCCCGGGGGUUCCUAUGCCGUCCUCCUUCCUCCGCCCGCCCAGCCUUUUCAUGCGCGCUGCCGCCGCCGCCGCCGCUGCCGCCGCCGCCGCGGCCGCCUCGACCCCACCAGGAAGCAGCGCGGGCCGCUUCUCGCCAGCGGCGGCGGGGUUGGAGCGCGGCGUGUGCUACCCGCGCACGCCGAAGUGCGCCCGCUGCCGCAACCACGGCGUGGUGUCGGCGCUGAAGGGCCACAAGCGCUUUUGCCGCUGGCGGGACUGUGCGUGCGCCAAGUGCGCCCUCAUUGCCGAGCGCCAGCGCGUCAUGGCCGCCCAGGUGGCGCUGCGCAGGCAGCAGGCGCAGGAGGAGAGCGAGGCCCGGGGCAGCCCCCGGCAGCCGCCGCCGCCGCAGCCAAGACCCAGCGGAGAAACGGCGCUGAACCUGGCAGCGGGCGGCGCCAGGGCAGGAGGCGAAGCGGCCUGUAAGAGCUACCGCCCGGAAUUCCAGCACAGGCGAAGAGAAGAGAAGAUUCAGAAGUAUGACUUCUACUGCAACGAACCAGGCAGUUCUGCAGUCCAUUUACAUACAACCUCUGUGAGGUCUGCUCCAGAAGCUGUUGGGGACCAUAGAGAGAAGCCAUCUGGCAUAAAGAUUUUAGGUAAAGAGAUGACUGUUCAGUCUUCAGGUCCUGAUGAGUCUUUAGAAGGAACUGACAGUUCUGCAUCUCUGUCUUCAUCAGACAUGGAAUCAGGAAACGAAAGUGAAUGUCCCAAGGACUUGAUCUCCGGUACUGGUGUUCCUCCUCCUGGUGCUUCCAGGCGCAGAGAUCCACUCGAUAUCCUUACCAAGGUCUUCCCAAAUCUCAAACAGAGUAGAUUAGAGAGGGUUCUGCAGCUCUGCAGAGGAGAUAUAGUCCAGGCUAUAGAGCAGAUAUUGAACGUGAGUGAACACAAGCAAGAAUUCGGAGAGCUUCCAAUCUCAUCCUUGCCAGAAUGCAGUGCCUUCCAGCGAUCUUCUAAUUUUAGCCUCCUAGGCGUGGAUGUUGGAACACUUGGCAAUAAAUCAGCAUUUUCCCCUCUUCAAACCAACCCAGCUUCUUUUGGAAGUGAGGUGAAUUUUUAUGGUCUAAGCCCAAGACUGGGAAUCAGACCGCUGAGAGUGGCAUAUUCCCCUCCAGGGAGAGUCUUACCUGGACUGAUGUCUCCCUACUUAAGGACGGGGCUGUUUCCUGCUUUGCCUUUUCACCCAACUAUUGACUAUUCUUCAGGAGUGAUCAAAGAUACAUCUUAUUUCCCCAAUAAAGACAUGGUUGUCAGUAGCAAGAUUUACAGUAGGUUAAAUGAAGAAAGCAAAUAGCAUC